AUGGCGGGAGCAGGUCAUAUUAGUUUCAAAGCUACUGCCACCAAAACGACUCUCUGCAAGCUGAGACGCACGGGUGCCGUGGUCGAAACAGACUCGGAUCUGGAGAGCAUGCUCAGCGCUAAGGCCCAAUACAAGGCGGCCCUCAAAAUCCAAAGCCGGCUACAAGGCAAAGAGGACAUCUCCCAAGAGGAGAAGUCCAAACUAGCCUGGGCUGAGCAAAAGGUAGAAGAGGGGCAUCUUCACUAUGCGCAGCUGCCUCAGAUGAAGGCGACGAAGGGCGAAUUCGCCAAUAGGGUUGAGGAGAUGAUGGCCACCAAAAGGCAACGCUCGAUCGAGAGUGCCAAGGACACUGCGGCGGGCAAGCGGCAACGCGGGCCCAAUGUGGUUAUCCCUCAACCUACGACAAAGAAGCCCAAGCAGAAGGCCAAGUUGAGUGACAUGUUCACGAGACACCUCUUCGUGGCCUUGAUUGACCGCAGCGAGGAAAAUGGGAAAAUUACGGCGGCGCAGUGGAAACAGGUCCACGCCCAGCUGGUGGAAUCCCUUUUCGCGCGAAUGGAGGACGCGCUGCACGCUCCCAUGCCCACCUUCGACGGUGCGGGAUGGCUGAACAUUGUGAAUAUCCUCAAGAGCAACGAUGACCCGACGAAGAAGUGGCAGGUGCAAGUAGUGCCCAAAUUGGAAGCUCUGUGGGAGGGGCCAAGCUGGAGGUAG
Messenger RNA from Drosophila obscura, 714 nucleotides. RefSeq lists its product as uncharacterized. Lineage: Eukaryota; Metazoa; Arthropoda; Insecta; Diptera; Drosophilidae. The record is from RefSeq and is a predicted model, not a curated record. The coding region runs from base 1 to 714 and encodes 237 amino acids. The transcript has 2 exons.